This is a messenger RNA of Centruroides sculpturatus (bark scorpion), 1042 nucleotides long. RefSeq lists its product as uncharacterized. The record is from RefSeq and is a predicted model, not a curated record. The transcript is spliced from 4 exons. The coding region runs from base 1 to 1023 and encodes 340 amino acids. NCBI's taxonomy places the organism in Eukaryota, Metazoa, Arthropoda, Arachnida, Scorpiones, Buthidae. Gene Ontology annotation, cellular component: mitochondrion. Gene Ontology annotation, biological process: mitochondrial fission; aerobic respiration.
AUGACACUGCCAAUGAAUCAUUACCUGAUGAUGAACUUUCUCAUGCUGGAAGGGUUUAAAAGGAGAGCUCCAGUCAGAGAAAGGCAGUUAGAAAGAGACAGUGAGAUAGUCAGCAGUUGGGGACACUGUCCAGCCAGAGAAAGUACGAUGAGUUGCAUAUGCUGUCAGAGAAAGAGAUGUUGCAGAAAGCAGUUAGAGAGAGAGAGGCAGAACAGCACUUGCAGAGUUGCAGUCACAAUCAGACAGCCAGAGAGCAAGAGAGAAAGACAGAGAGCAAGAGAGAAAGACAGAGAUCCAGAGAGUGAAACCAGACGAGCACUAGAGCAAGAGUUGUUCAAGAGAGUACAACUCAAAAACAAGCAAGCACAAGAUGAAGUGCAGCAAACAUCAGAAACCUCCGCAGUUUCGGCCGUCAGCUCCACAUCACAAGAGAAGACCUCUUAUUUACCUGGUAUGUUAACUGAUGUUAGUGUUAUUAAUGUAAAGUCAACAAGUAGUGAUGAAAAGAAAUCAUUACUUCAAUCAGAAAGUAGUAAAGAUUUUAUAGUACCCGAGCCGAGAUCAAGUACACCUAUCAGUUUUUUACAAAAUGCAAAUGUAAUGUCGAAUCAAUCGGCCUUAAUAAGGAUAUGUCAAUUAGAAGAUGAAUUAGCCCUUCUUCGUCAGCAAAUAGCUUCUAUUGUGAUAUCGCAAGAAAGUUCACUUUGUAAAACUUCCUCGGCCGCCAAAACAAUGCCGUCGACGUCUUCACUUCCCUCGUUGCCACCACCUCCUCCUCCACCUCCACCUCCACCUCCAAUGCCAUCAUCAUUACAUCCUCUGCCUCCUCCUCUUCCUCCAUUGCAAUUUCACUUGAAAAGUCAAUUAUCUAAGGUGAAAUUAAAUGAAAAAAAGAAAUCAAAAGAAAUUACUAGCACAAAAGAUAAACCUGUUAAUGGAUCAGAUGAUAAAAAACCUUUGCCUGAUAUGUCAGAAAUACUCAGAGGGAUAAAUAGCAUUAAAUUAAGACAUGUGGAAAGGUAGGUUUAGAAAAAAAAUUAUA